Molecule: messenger RNA, 550 nt
Organism: Moneuplotes crassus
Lineage: Eukaryota; Ciliophora; Spirotrichea; Euplotida; Euplotidae
Source: the annotation of a GenBank genome assembly
UUUAAUGAAUUCACUCAUCACAAGAUCUCUUGUCAAGAGCUUUAAAAGAAAUGUCUCCCUUGGCUCUAUCAGAAUUAAAACUUUAACAAGAAACUAUAGACUUCCUGCAUCUAAGCUGUUCAUGAUACCACAAAGAAAUUUUGUGGUAGAUGAAAAAGCUGCAGCAAUAAAGGCAGCUAAAACUAAAGAUCAACAAGAAGAGACAAUCUUUGAUAAGAUCAUUAAUAAGGAAAUUGAAGCUAAUAUAAUUUUUGAGGAUUCCAAAGCAAUAGCAUUUCAUGAUGUCUCUCCACAAGCUCCAGUACACUUCUUGGUAAUUCCUAAAGUUAAGGGAAGACUCUCUUCUCUUGAUAAAUGCAACAAAGAUGAUGUUCACACUCUUGGGCAUUUGAUGUAUGUAGCUGCAAAGGUAGCAAACCAACUAGGGCUUAACAAAAAAGGAUACAGAACAGUAAUUAAUAACGGAAUGCAUGGAUGCCAAUCAGUCUAUCAUCUUCACGUUCAUGUUCUUGGCGGAAAACAACUUUCUUGGCCUCCUGGUUGUGACUAA